GCCUCCCAUGACUCCCAGGAGUUCUGCGAGACUGCGAGGCAAUCUGCGAGGAGUCCUCCUCUUGUCUGUCACACUGUACAUAUACUCCUCAGAAAGCGAGAGACAGGCACUAUUAGAGACCCAUUCUUAGAAGUAGUACCCGCUCAUCUUCAACGUCAAACACACCGGGCGGUUGUUUCCCCGGAAGCUGCCCGGAAGUCUGCCCGGAAGUGUCCACAUUUCAAGACCAGAAAGCAGUGUCGGCGGGCAUCGGAGUUGAGAGGGAUAUUCUCGGUGCUGUGUACAGAUACCAGACGCCCAAGCAGACGCAGGACGUCCGCUCUAAGUGCUGGAAAGGAGAAGACUCGAGAAAGCAUGCUCCGCAGAGCAGCCAGGUCCUUAGGGAGGGGCGCUAGCGUCCAAUGUUGUCCCAGCGCAUCCUUACGAUACACCUUCGCAAAGUUACCAUAUAUUCCGUCUUCACAUUCCCGCUGUCUUUCAACAUCGUUCUCAACAGGACGGUAUUUCUCCAACCUGCCCUCCGACACCGACCAUGAAGAUCGUCUAAGCUCCUCUUCGCCAAGCUCCUUACUUACGGACGAUUACGACGACCGAGGACCCACCCCGGAACCUCCACCGGCGCCUACGCCGCAUCUCCGCCCACGGGAAGUUCCAAAUCUGCUUGAAUCAUCUCUCCCACCACUAUCAUCCAGUAUCUCAACAGAGGGAGAAACUGCCCAAACGAUUGGGCUUGUUCGGGGGGGACUGGCGGGAAGUUCGAACGUUGCGGGUAGCGGACAAUUCGACAUCACGCGGUAUUCGAAAAUGCUGCAGACGGAAGGGUUCACGGCACCGCAGGCGGACGCUAUCCUGCAGCUGGUAAACGAGGCUGUGUCCGAAAGCAUGGAAAACAUCGGUCGCUCCAUGGUAACAAAAACCGAACAGGCUGAAGAAGUCUCCGACGCCGAACGCGAUUUCGCCCAACUCCGCGCCGACAUCCAGAUGCUCGAAAAGCGCGAUUUCGCCGUGCUCCGCGGCGAGCUCGAACGGAUUCUCGCCGAAGUUGAGCGCAUGAAACAGGGUAUGCGCGAUGAAGUAUCAAGGGUACAUGGUGGGGUGCGACUGGAUAUCAAUCUGGAGAAGGCGAGGAUCCAGGAUGAGGCGGCGCAGUUGAAGGAUCUUGUGGCGAAAGCGGAGGCCAGAAUUGAUCAGGAGAUUGACAUUUUAACGAAUCGAAUGGUGCAUAUUCGUGAUGGGACGAAAGCGAGCUUGAAACGUAUGUAUUCUUUUUCAUUGAUGGUGAAGAGGGAGCGGAUGGCACGUUCCAGGAACUAACACACUUGUCGUUGUAGAAUUCAUGGGAAUC
Molecule: messenger RNA, 1345 nt
Organism: Fimicolochytrium jonesii
Lineage: Eukaryota; Fungi; Chytridiomycota; Chytridiomycetes; Spizellomycetales; Powellomycetaceae
Exons: 2
Coding region: 355-1314 (319 amino acids)
Cellular component (GO): mitochondrion
Source: RefSeq, a predicted model, not a curated record